Molecule: messenger RNA, 5321 nt
Organism: Oryzias latipes (Japanese medaka)
Lineage: Eukaryota; Metazoa; Chordata; Actinopteri; Beloniformes; Adrianichthyidae
Gene: trak1a
Product: trafficking protein, kinesin binding 1a
Biological process (GO): mitochondrion distribution; neurogenesis; protein targeting
Cellular component (GO): mitochondrion; dendrite; cytoplasmic vesicle
Molecular function (GO): GABA receptor binding; myosin binding
Source: RefSeq, a predicted model, not a curated record
UGCCAGUCUACCCUAAGUCUGUGGUAUUGUAGAAAAGGCCAUUCAAUUAGGAGUCAGAAAGGGGGAGGAGUCGAGCUGUUUGACCCGCCACAGGUGGCGAAUGAUCCUGAUCCUACACACCUACAGCUGACUCUGCUGGUCGCAGGAUUUGUCAGUCAUUUGCAACAGAGGCGAGAAGGACAUAUACACUUUCAGGAAGAGACUGAACGGUAUCCUCUUUGGAAUAGAACAAACAUCCAAUCCAUUGUGUGUUUUCCCACAAUUAGUGAACUUUGCAGCGUUUCCUACGUUACACCUGUCCUAAUAUUGGGGCAGGAACCAUGGCUUUGCUCCUGCGGGCUUUGGGCUUUACCGGUUAGCCGUGGUGCCACAGGAGAGGAUGGCACUGCUCAUGUCUGGAUGUGAAGGUGAGCUUGAAUUGUCGAAGCAGCCCGACCAAGAUGAGGAAUACGUUUGUCUGCCUCUCCAUGAAAGCACAAGGCAAGACGAGGAAGAGCUUGUAUUUCUACCAAGUCAUGAGGGCUACAAACAAGAGAAAGAAAUGGAUGAAGAGCAAGAAGUUUUAUGUGAAGUGUUGUGUGCGGACAGAGUGGGCCAGAUGACAAAGACGUACAGUGACAUCGAUGCUGUCACUCGACUGCUGGAAGAGAAAGAGCGUGACUUGGAGUUAGCAGCUCGUAUCGGACAGUCCUUGUUAAAGAAGAACAAAGCGCUCAGUGAAAGGAAUGACCUGCUGGAGGAGCAAGUAGAGCACAUACGAGAGGAGGUAUCUCAGCUGCGUCAUGACCUCUCCAUGAAAGAUGAGCUGCUGCAGUUUUACACCAACGCUGCAGAGGAAAGUGAGGGGGAGUCCAGCACCUCCACGCCUGUGUGUCCAAGUGAACCUUAUGUGUCCGCUCCAGCUGUUUUCCCCCUGGACUCCUUACAGAAGAAACUCAAAGAUUUAGAGGAAGAAAACAAAUCUCUCCGAUCAGUGGCAACCCACCUGGAGACUGAAACCAUCUCCUACGAGGAGAAAGAGCAGCAACUUGUCAAUGAUUGUGUCAAAGAGCUACGAGGGGCCAACUUGCAGAUUUCUUCUCUGGCUGAAGAGCUGGCAAGAAAGUCGGAUGACGCCUCGCGGCAGCAGGAGGAGAUCACACAUCUGCUCUCUCAGAUUGUAGACCUGCAGAAGAAGGCCAAGCUUUAUGCUGUGGAAAACGAAGAACUCACACAACACUUGGGUGCUGCCAAAGAUGCUCAGAGACAGCUCACUGCUGAGCUGCGUGAGUUGCAGGACAAGUAUGCAGAGUGUAUGGAGAUGCUCCAUGAAGCUCAGGAGGAGCUGAAGAACCUGAGGAAUAAAAGUUUACCCCUCAGCAAUCCCAGGCGUUUCCAUUCUCUGGGCUUGUUCCCAAUGGACUCUCUGGCAGCAGAAAUUGAAGGAACCAUGAGGAAAGAGCUACAGAUGGACGAUCCAGACGUAGAAGAGCAGAGACUGCAUCCAAAGCGAGUCUUCCAAACGGUGAAGAACCUCAACCUGAUGCGUCAGCAGCGAUCCUCUGCAGCUCCUUCACCCCUCAACAUCCCCGGCUCCAAUCAGACCUCCUGCUUCACCUCGGGCCGCUCCAGCAGGGUUGGCACACCGUUCUCCGCCUCCAUGUUUGGGAGUGAGACGGGCAGCGGGAUCAUCCUGGACAACAGGACGAGCAGCGUGUCAGACAGUCCUGAUGGGUCAGAGGACUCCAACAAGCGCCCCCCUGGUACGCCCGGGACCCCAGGCGGCAGAGACUUGGAGGCCGCUCUUCGUCGCCUGUCCCUCCGUCGGGACAACUACCUCUCAGAAAAACGCUUCUUUGAGGAGGAGAGAGACAGGAAACUGGCUUAUCUGGCAAAGGAUGAGGAAAAGGAAAGCGGGGAGGGAAGUGGAGGCCCAGGAACCCCAACAGAGAGUCUGUUGUCGCUGUGCUCACAUCCCUCCAUGAGUAACAUGUGGUCAGGAUUCUCAUUCACCUCAAGGUCCUACCUCCCGGAGAAGCUGCAGAUCGUAAAGCCGCUAGAAGGUUCUGCUACUCUGCAUGCAUGGCAGCAGCUGGCCCAGCCCCACAUGGGGGCUCUGCUGGACCACCGGCCCGGUGUGGUCACAAAGGGCUUCCGUAACUUACCCCAGGAUCAGGAGCAGGAAGACGGCUGGCAGCUGGACCAGCCAGAGGAGGACGAAGAGCCAUGUGACACGCCCCCCUGCCUGCCAGGGGAGAGCCCCGCCCCCUUUGGUCUGCCUCAGUCUACCUCGACUCCGUCUGUCUGCUGCCACAAAUUUGCUGACAUUGACGAAAACCUUCAGUCGAACGGACUGGGUGUAAUCUUAGAAACGGCUGAAGGGAAGGACGGACGUGUCGGAAGCAUGCCCCCUCCCCACUCUUCCUCUCCACUCCCUCCUCCCUGCGAGAGCAGCAGGGAAAAGGAGUUCCAGGCCCUGCAGCAGAGCCCUGUGGACCACAUGCCUGUUUAUUUCCCAGGGAAGUGCAUGUCCCACACCAGCUCCACCUACACUUUCACCACCUGCAGGAUCCUCCACCCCUCUGAUCAGCUGACCUCUGUUUCACCAAGCUCAGCUGUAUCCACGGGUCAGAACAGUGCCGGCUUUGGAACACCCACCCACGCAUCCUCUCCUUUAGCCUCCACACCCUCCUACACCCCCUGUUGCACCCCACGGCGUCUCUCACUUUCGCUCUCUCACGCCGAGUCCUCCACCAACCUCAGGGACUCCACCAAGACGACCAGCACCUCCCUGGGCUUGGUGCACCUCCUGCUGGAGCAUGGAAUUUCUGCCUCUGUGUAUAACCCGUGCAGCUGGGACAGAGGGUUGGGGGCUCGAGGGGCUUUAAUGAUGAGAGUGGGGCAGGAGCAGAGAUGCAUCGCCAGACCAGCAGAGAGUGAAGUCAAACAGUCGCUGAAACGACCAGAUCUGCUCCUGCUCCAGCCUCACACCCCGCCCACCUCACCUGACUCCAAAUCCUGCUCCUCCACCUCGACGGCUCCAGCGUUUCAGUUCAGCCCCUCCACUGAAGACCCGCCGUACUAUGAUGCCUUCCUCGCCUCCAAACCGGCCCGCACAAUUCUGAGAGAAGUUCUGGGAGAGAUGGAGCGAGAUAAACAGAUGGACGACGACAGCCAAGCAGAGGUGACCAACCUCGGACUUGUGGACAAACUCAAACAGUUUCGCACGCUUUCUCCCUUCUCCGCCUCGGCCUCAUCUGGGAGUGCUCUGUUAGCGUCCUUUGGCUCCGGCGGGGUGGGAAAUGCUGCUUUAGGCGGCGGCCUUCCGGGUUUGAACGCAGGACUGAGGCGGAACAGGAGCUAUCCUGCUUUAGUGGGGGCCAGCAUGGCCAUGAAAGACCCCGGCGGCCCUCCGUGCACAGACAUUCUCAUACCACACGCACCCCACGCAGGCAAAACCCGAACAACUGACAAGGACAUGCACACACCCGAGGCUCUGGAUGGACGGGAGACGGUCACACAACACACAGCGGUUCCUAAACACACACGGGCGACACUCGAAUGAAAUAACAGAGGCUGCUUAGACCACAAUUCCACAUAUGUUUGAAUAUCGCACACAUACAUUUAGCAUUUUCCAUUCAAACUGAGCAGCUGUUGAAGCUGCACCAAACCACAGGACUGCAAACGGAGCGUUGACUAAAACCAGUCCUGACUGAAGCUGUUACUGUUCUUCUCACACACCAUCAGCCAGACUGAUGAUCAUCAAGUAUGUGGCCUUUCUCUCUCUCUUUUUAUUAUAUGAUGUAUAUGCAAUAGAACUGACAUAAGGUGUAAGAAUGAAAAAAACAAAAACUCUCCCAAACCAUGAAAAGUUUUGACUUAUAGACCUUUUAUUCAUGCUGACAUAAGUAUGUGUUUUUUGUCAGUCAUCUUUUAAUAUGGGGAGGUGUUUGACUCCAGCACUGUGUUUAUUGUUCCUCAAUAAGAUCAAUAAUCAGAAAUGAACUCAGCAUUGUUGUUACUGCGUCUGUAGGAGGUCAUAUAGGUGCCAUGAUGAAAUUAUAGGUUUGUUGCGUCACAGCUGCUCUGUCUGAGCUGGGAUUAUUUAUUUGUUCAUAACUUUCAUCCAAACCAUUGUUGUAUUUUAAUAUUGUAUAAAUUGAUCUUUUUUUUAAUUUAAAUAGUAUUAAUAGCCUUAGAAAUGACUCCAUCACUCACCCAGCAGUUUCUGCUUUCAAACCGAAUCCAUAUAGGGGCUUUUAAUUUGCCCUGAUGCUGUGACCGAAUGUACUUCUGUGCCUAAAGACCAACACGUCUCAUCUCCUCGCAGAUGCAGCGUGUGUUGCAUUUGUUGAUCGUUUUAAUUUGCCUUUCAUUUUUCUGUAAAUUCGACUCAAUGCAGUUGUGUGCAUCCUAAGGCGCCCGCACUUUCCCAUGAGACAUCUCCAUGUGGUUAUUGUUCUUGUCCUGACGGGUCUUAGGCCUCACAGGUCUUCAGUGUUUCCCGAUGGAUCAGAGGAGAGCAGGUCCAGUUAGACAAACAGAACACUGUGACCGCAGAGCUGCAGGGAAUCCACAACUUCUCCGUUUUCUCUCUUGAUUAUGUUCUGCUGUUCUCAUAAAGUCCUUACAGUCUGGUUAAAAAAAAAAGAUGGAAGUUGAAUACGAAUGUAGAGGAGUUUGAUCUGGGGCUUUCUUACACUGAAAUAUGAUCUAUCAAUGCCAAAGUUACAAUGGAAGAAUUUUGCAAGUAAUUUUUUUAUAAUUUAUAACCAUAAAACAUUUCAAGAAUGACCUAUAAUUUCCAAAAAUUCAACAGCUUAGCAGAGCUGUGUUGCCAACCCUGAAAGAUGUUCUGUCAGUGUCAUAGACUGAGUUAAAAUGACUGAUGAAUAACUGAAACGUACACUUCUGCAGCCUGAAAUCCAUUUUUGAAGUAACUGACUAAAUGUUAUGGCUAUAGCACAGUGUGUAGAAGAAAAUAAAAAUAGCAGUAUUGGAACUAAAAACAGUUUGACUGAAGCAACAAGAGUGAAGAUAAGUGUGUAUAUGUGUGAAGAUUUCCUUUGUGUAUUUGAAUGUAAUUUAUUCUAGUUUUCAUGCUGUAAGGCCAUGUAUCUGCACAGUAUGCUGGUUUAACCUAAGUUGACCUCAUGAAGGGAGGUUUUAUUGCAUUGUAAAUUUAUGCAACAAACAUGCUAACUUUAUAAAAAAAAAAAGUUUAUUAAAAACAAUAUCAUUGUGUUGUUUGUGUAGGAUAAUGGUGGAAUGAAGCUGAUCAGAGUCCGAGUUCUAUUUUACAGAACUGGUUGCACUAUUAAUAAAGGGAUAAAUGCAUCAAA